Penicillium argentinense is the source of this 483-nucleotide messenger RNA. RefSeq names its product CXXC motif containing zinc binding protein. The transcript is spliced from 5 exons. Bases 1 to 483 code for a protein of 160 amino acids. The record is from RefSeq and is a predicted model, not a curated record. Gene Ontology annotation, molecular function: zinc ion binding. NCBI's taxonomy places the organism in Eukaryota, Fungi, Ascomycota, Eurotiomycetes, Eurotiales, Aspergillaceae.
AUGCUCUCACUCACUCUUACUGCCGAGCUGGAAGGCGUCACUGCCCUCCGUCCGACUGAUACUGAAGAGAACCCUUACUACUUUACCUUCAAGGUGCAAUGCACUUCUUGCCGUGAGACCCACCCCAACUGGGUGAGCUUCAAUCGCUUUGAGCAGCACGAAAUCCCCGGCAGCCGGGGCGAGGCAAACUUCGUCUGGAAGUGCAAGCUUUGCACUAAAACCCACUCUGCCUCCAUCACCACCGGCCCGAACGCCUACGAGCAGCAAGAAAAGAAGACCGCGCAGAAGAUUAUUGACCUGGACUGCCGUGGUCUGGAGUUCACCGAGUUCAAGCCUGAUGGCGAAUGGGAGGCCACGGGCGUAGAAUCCUCCACCAAAUUUGAGGGAAUCGAGCUUUCUGAGGGUGAAUGGUACGACUAUGAUGAGAAGGCCGGUGAGGAGGUCAGCAUUAAGGAGUUGAAGUGGUCGGUUGGCCGUGCUUAA